AGCUUCCAGAAACUCCCAUCCUCGUCAGUCCGCGCAGCCCUUGCUCGCCGCUAUCGACUUCAUAACGUCCGACUACGUCUCCCACGGCAGCGGACCCUCUGUCAUUGCGGUACGCUCGUUGGUUCGUCAAACAACCAUCCAGGGAUGCGCAGAGCCCUCUGAUCGCCCAUAGGCCACUGUCGCCACUGCGCGACGCCAAAAUCGGCAGCCAUGGCUAAGUUCUCUGAGACUGCUCGCGAGCGGGAGCUUUUCAGAUACGAGGCGUCUGCAAUAUCCGGCACAAUCCCCUCCGUUCUUGGUGUGCCGCCAAUAGCUCCCCUCACGCAGCACGCGCCGUUCCAGCAUGAUCCCAUCCUCACCUCGCUAGCGCAGCUCUGCGUCUUGCGCCUGGAAGCCGCCUGCGCGUACGUUUCCUUCUUCGAAACACAGUCGCAACAUGUCGUAGCCUGUGCGGGCAGAACCUCCAGCAUCUUCGACGCCGCGCCAGAGACGGAUCUUCUCGACCUAUGCGGCAAGGCAUUCCCGCGAAACUCGUCCAUAAGCGAGCAUGUCCUCCAACUCGAAGAUAUCGUUGUUGACGCAAGCAUGCCACAGGCAUACCGUGGUCAACACCUGCCAGUCUCGCAUGUCUCAGACCUCGCCAAUGACCCGCGAUUCGCUCAGCACCUGUUCGUAGUAGGCAAACCUGGGAUGCGCUGGUAUGCUGCCGUCCCUAUCAAGUCGCCGCGCGGAGCAAAUAUUGGUGUCCUGAGUAUCUAUGAUCCGCAACCAAAAACCGAGGACAAUAUUCUUCCUGACAAUGCCGCUCGGGCUCUCCGCGAGGCAUCAUGCGCCAUCACUCAGCACAUGGUUCUGCAGCGUGCAAGCGACGGCCUCCGCCGUAACGAAAGAAUGGUGCGAGGGCUCGGAAGUUUUGUUGAAGGGAGCUCCGGGUUGGCAUUCUCUGAGAAGUCGGACAACGUUGCGUCCUUUGAAGACGCUGGCACGGAGGGUUCGUUGAAUGCCCGCCAGCAAUUUCUACAGAGGAGAGCGACAGAUGAGGACCUGACUAGCCGGGAGCUCUGGGAUAAGAUUAAGGAACCCGAGCCCUCAUCACAGACGUCUUACUUUGCGCAACAGUACCGCGCUCCUAGUAUGUCGGGUUCUCCGCCCUUGAGUACUGGCUCUGUGCCACCCUUUGUGCCAAGCACCACCGGCAUAUCUACUGGCAGCAUCAUAACCGUGGGCUCCGAAGCGUCAGACGAGGACCCCCUCGCCGCCGUCAAGACGAUAUUCUCGAAGGCUGCCAACGUCAUCAGGGAGUCACUCGAGGUAGAGGGAGUAUUGUUCCUUGAUGCUAGCAUUGGCUCAUUUGGUGGCAUGGUUGCCACAGACGACAAGAUACAUUCAUCAAGAUACGCCACUGACGUACCAAGAUAUUCUUCGAGCAGCGAGAGUAGUACAGACAGUCUCGACGAGCGUUUCAUGCAGGAGACACAGAAGCGGUGCAGCGUUUUCGGAUUCUCGACGAGUGAUCACUCAAGUGUUGACAGUGACACCGCAUCCUCGUUUCACACGCAUGUUCCGGAGAGGCUGCUGAGCACUUUGCUCAGGCGAUACCCUCGUGGUCGAAUAUUUCAUUUUGGCACCGACGGGACCAUCAGUUCGGGAGAUUCAGAAGAGGAGAAGCUCCGUACCACCAACGUGGAGGAUUUCGCGGAGAAGACCGAUGGUCAGACUACGGCUCAGGAUAGCCCAACCAGGCGCAAAGCAUCCUCCCGCCCGUGGUCUAGACGAAAUGAAGGGAAAUCGGUCUUCAAGAUAAUUCCCGAAGCUCGGAGCGCUAUCUUCAUACCAUUGUGGGAUGCCAGCAAGGAGAGGUGGUAUGCGGGUGGUCUCGUCUGGACAAGGACACCGGCACGUCUUUUCACCAGGGAAGGCGAGCUGAGCUACCUGCAAGCCUUCGGCACUACCAUCAUGUCGGAGAUCAUGCGUUCCGAUGCUCUCACAGCAGACAAAGCGAAGUCGGAUGUGCUAGGAUCACUUAGCCAUGAACUACGAUCACCUUUACAUGGUGUCCUGGCUGCUGUCGACCUCCUCCGCGGCGAGACACUCAAUGCCUUUCAGGCCGAUUUGUUACAUUCGCUCGAGUCGUGUGGCCGCACGUUACUAGACGUCGUCAAUCAUCUUCUCGACUACAGCAAAGUCAACACUUAUCUCAAAGAGUCACGAGACAAUCGCCACAACGACAAAGGCACCAGGCCAGGGCCAUCACCCAGUCAAACUGUAACCGGACCACGCAGUUUGAGUACGGUAGUUCACCUUGACGUCCUUGUGGAAGAAAGUGUCAACAGCGCUUUUGCCGGCCAUGCGUUCCAGAUGCUGUCCAUAGCGCAAACGGGCAGCCAGAAGACCACACAUGAUGCUGAUGUCUUGGCGAUGCGAAAGCUCGACAUCAUGGAUGCCAUGGAGAGCUUCGGACAUCAAGGCAAGAACACCUCUGACCAUGCGGCUCGACUUGGCAAAGUCUCCGUCUUCCUCCAGAUUGACCCUCGAGUAAAGUGGACUUUUUGUACCCAGUCUGGAGCUAUUCGACGGAUCCUGCUAAAUGUGUUUGGUAACGCGCUGAAGUACACUGAGCAAGGGUUCAUCUCCGUCUCGAUUCACCAAGAGACAGUUUACAGCAAGAACAAGAAUGCCAUAACGCGCCUCAAGCUGUCGGUCAUGGACUCAGGGAAAGGGAUCAAUCCUCAAUUUCUCCAGCAAAAGCUUUUCACGCCCUUUGCCCAAGAAGACAGGCUUGCUCCUGGUACAGGCUUAGGAAUGAGCCUCGUAAAACAAAUCGUUCGUACGCUUUCGGGAAGCCUCACCGUCGAAAGUCAGGUUGGCGUAGGCACCUGUGUGCGAGUAUCCAUUCCAUUGCAGAGUGCAGCCUCAUCAGUAGACCAAGACGGCGGCUUCCAAGAGCAGAAGGACGCCCUUCGCGGGCUUCGAGUCUCGAUUGCCGGUUUGGAUCAUCCCAUACGGCUCAAUUCGAAGCGUCACGCCAUUCCCGGUUUCACACCUCCCCUGCCCUCAGAGAUGAUGAAGACCAUCUGCUCUGACUGGCUCCAGAUGGAGGUAGUGGAAUUAGGUAACCACGACGUCCGCCCUGAUCUGAUCCUCUGUGGGGAAGACGGCCUGUUCGAUGUGACCCGCGAAGGCAGCCUCUCUGAGAAGCUGACGCCUACAGUUGCCAUCUGUUCAGACGCUGUCACUGCGCACAGAUAUAGUAUCCAAUCCGAACAAGCUAAUGCCGGCCGCAUCAUCGAGUAUAUCUCUCAGCCCGUCGGGCCGCGCAAGCUCGCCAAAUCAUUAGAGGUGGCCCUCAACAGGUGGAUAGAGUUUGCCAAAUCGUCACCCUCUGAAGCAGGAGAGGGAGGGAUCAUUCCUUCGACACCUGGGGCUUCUGAUCUUGUACUAGCGGUAGCUCAGCGUGAAGAGGCCUCUGACAAGGCGAAUGAGAUGGUGCUCAGUCUCAACCGAAGAAAUGGCACGGAAGAGCCAUUGAGCCUGAUCAAAGAGUCUUCAGAAGGCGAGGAUGGCCGGACGCCGACUCUGCAGGCAGAAGAUAAAUCCCUCGCGGCCGAAAGUUCGGUAACCACUAGUGCAAGGCCGCAGGAGCAGACUCAGGGAGAUGGGGAGUCUGGUAAUACUGACGCCACGAGCCAGGAAGCUCCACUUUCGCCAGCAGACACCUUUCUCCUGGUCGACGACAACAAAAUCAACCUACAGAUUCUCGUUUCUUUCAUGAAAAAGCUGCAGCUCCCGUAUCAAACCGCGAGCAAUGGUCUCGAGGCAUACGAGCGCUACAGGGAAUCGCCGCGGAACUAUCGCUGCAUUUUGAUGGGUAAAAACUCCGUCGGUCCCACCAAUAUGUACAAGCUAACGGGCAUUUGUGCCAACCCAGACCUCUCGAUGCCAGUUAUGGAUGGACUAGGCGCGUGCCGGCGUAUACGCGAGUUUGAGCGCGACUACAAGCUUAAGAGCACGACAGUUGUGGCUUUGACGGGGCUUGCCUCGGUAGAGACACAGCGCGACGCCUUUGCCAGCGGCAUGGACCUGUUCUACACGAAACCGGUGAAACUGAAAGACCUGUCGGCAGCAAUAUCGGAGCGAAAGUUGUGAGGCAAGCAAGAGAUGUGCUUACACAAGGCCAUGCCGGGAGCGACAUCCACAAAUUACUGCUUUUCAUCUGUGAUAUGAUAUUAUGGAAGCUUCUAGGAAAUGUUUUCGGGGUUUUAGCUCUGGAAAGAUAGCAUGGCGUUUGGGAAAAGCAUGACUGGUCAGCAUUUAUUAGAAUCACGGCCACGGUCAUCUGGUUUUGGUAUUAUCGUAAUGCUCAUAUACGGUGCGCUUGGCAAAGAAACACGAUGCCCAAUGAA
Molecule: messenger RNA, 4403 nt
Organism: Microdochium trichocladiopsis
Lineage: Eukaryota; Fungi; Ascomycota; Sordariomycetes; Xylariales; Microdochiaceae
Exons: 5
Coding region: 211-4146 (1311 amino acids)
Biological process (GO): protein autophosphorylation; phosphorelay signal transduction system
Molecular function (GO): phosphorelay sensor kinase activity; histidine phosphotransfer kinase activity
Source: RefSeq, a predicted model, not a curated record